Molecule: messenger RNA, 783 nt
Organism: Colletotrichum paranaense
Lineage: Eukaryota; Fungi; Ascomycota; Sordariomycetes; Glomerellales; Glomerellaceae
Product: 40S ribosomal protein S3
Exons: 2
Coding region: 1-783 (260 amino acids)
Biological process (GO): translation
Cellular component (GO): cytosolic small ribosomal subunit; nucleus
Molecular function (GO): structural constituent of ribosome; RNA binding
Source: RefSeq, a predicted model, not a curated record
AUGGCUGUUCCAGGCACUCAGAUCUCCAAGCGCAGAAAGUUCGUCGCCGAUGGCGUCUUCUACGCUGAGCUCAAUGAGUUCUUCCAGCGCGAGCUGGCCGAGGAGGGCUACUCCGGCGUCGAGGUCCGCGUCACCCCCACGGUAACCGACAUCAUCAUCCGUGCCACCCACACCCAGGAGGUUCUCGGCGAGCAGGGCCGCCGCAUCCGCGAGCUCACCUCGCUCAUCCAGAAGCGCUUCAAGUUCCCCGAGAACUCCGUCUCCCUCUACGCCGCCAAGGUCCAGAACCGCGGUCUCUCCGCCGUCGCCCAGUGCGAGUCCCUCCGCUACAAGCUCCUUAACGGUCUCGCCGUCCGUCGCGCCUGCUACGGUGUCCUCCGCUUCAUCAUGGAGUCCGGCGCCAAGGGUUGCGAGGUCGUCGUCUCCGGCAAGCUCCGCGCCGCCCGCGCCAAGUCCAUGAAGUUCACCGACGGCUUCAUGAUCCACUCUGGUCAGCCCGCCAAGGACUUCAUCGACCACGCCACCCGCCACGUCCUCCUCCGCCAGGGUGUUCUCGGCAUCAAGGUCAAGAUUAUGCGCGGUUCCGACCCCGAGGGCAAGGCCGGCCCCCAGAAGACCCUCCCCGACGCCGUCUCCAUCCUUGAGCCCAAGGAGGAGCAGUCCGUCGUCCAGCCCAUGUCCCAGGACUACGGCGCUAAGGCCGCCCAGGCCCAGGCCGCCGCUGAGGCGCAACAAGCGGAGCAGCAGCCCGAGGCUGGCGAGGAGGCUGAGGCUCAGUCGUAG